Messenger RNA from Myxocyprinus asiaticus (Chinese sucker), 10779 nucleotides. RefSeq names its product contactin-3-like. Lineage: Eukaryota; Metazoa; Chordata; Actinopteri; Cypriniformes; Catostomidae. The record is from RefSeq and is a predicted model, not a curated record. Gene Ontology annotation, molecular function: cell-cell adhesion mediator activity. Bases 511 to 3600 code for a protein of 1029 amino acids. Gene Ontology annotation, biological process: cell-cell adhesion; brain development. The transcript has 23 exons.
AACUGCGCAUUUUAUCCAUUACUCGACUGCUGGUUGAGGAGAUGCGCAUCAAAUAUAUCUAACUAACAGUUGCUGCCCCUGUCCACUCGUCUUCUGGACUAGCAGGUCGUAACCGAUCACGGGCACGCGUGUGUGUGCAGUGGAUACGCCGGAGCUCUCUGAUUCGUGGACUUGUUGUGCGGCGCUUGCGGGGAUACGAGGAGCAUCUUCGUGCAGCGAGGAGGAAUAAAGCACAUUUUGUAACCCGUCUCCAAGCAGUGCUCGAUUCGGGUGGCAUUGCUUGGUCCUAAAAGUAAGAGAACGAUAUCGGAAAGAUGUUACCCACCACAUUAAAGGGUUCGAGGUGUUUAGGUUCAUCGUACCACUGAAUAUGGAAUAAAUUCUCUCUUUUCUUACUUUGACUCGGAAUACAGUUGGGUAUCGCAUCGAUUAUACUCUCGCAUUCAAGGGAAAAAUCAUUCCAUUCACAAGCAAUUGGAUGAGAGUCAUACUUGCCCUUGGCAACUAAAGAUGACGUUACUAUGGAAACAACUUGUGCUGCUAUCAAUCAUUGGCUGCCUAUCAGUUUUAUCAGCUCAAGCAGAAGAUACAAAGUUUCUUGGUCCAAGUUGGAAAACUGAACCUGAUGACCUGAUACUGCCCAUCCAUUCCACUGAACAAGAGGCUGUUCUAUCCUGUGAGGCAUUUGGGGUUCCUUCCCUUCAGUACAGAUGGUCUCUAAACGGAACGCUCAUUGAUCUUCGUAGUGACGAGAGGCGUCACCUGUCUGGAGGUAACCUGAUCAUUACCGGCCUGGAUAGGGACCAAGACAGCGGUGUCUACCAGUGCACUGCCUCCAAUGCUCGGGGAACCAUCCUCAGCCAGAGAGCCACAAUACAGUUUGCAUAUCUGGAGAACUUCAAAAUGCAGACAAGAAGUGCUGUCAAUGUGAGGGAAGGUCAAGGUGUCGUUUUGUUAUGUGGCACUCCGUUUCACUCUGGAGAGCUUACCUUCACCUGGCUCUUCAAUGAGUACCCUCACUUUGUCCAGCAAGAUAGUCGGCGCUUCGUAUCCCAGGAGACAGGGAAUCUCUACAUAGCAAAAGUGGAACCCUCCGAUGUAGGGAAUUAUACAUGUGUAGUUAAUAACAGUAUAACCAAGGAGCGGGUCUUCAGUUCGCCCACACCUUUAGUGCUGAGAAAUGAUGGGGUGAUGGGAGAGUACGAGCCCAAAAUAGAGCUUCAUUUCUCAGACACCAUUCCAGUUGCGAAAGGAUCCACACUGAAACUGGAAUGCUUCGCCUUGGGAAAUCCAGUUCCGAGGAUCAGCUGGAGAAGAACCAGUGACGUUCCGUUCCCUAGCAAAGUCAAACUGAAGAAUUCUAACGCCAUUCUGGAGAUUCCAAGUUUCCAACAGGAAGACACAGGGACGUACGAGUGCAUAGCGGAAAACAGUCGAGGGAAGAAUGCUGCAAGGGGGCGUGUGUCUUUCCAUGCAACACCUCAUUGGCUACAGACGAUGACGGACACAGCCUUGUCCAUAGAAGAGAGUCUGUUUUGGGAGUGCAAAGCCAAUGGAAAACCAAAGCCAUCCUACAGCUGGCUGAAGAAUGGAGAAAAUCUAAUAUCUGAGGGCCGAGUGCAAAUAGAGAAUGGCGCUCUCUCCAUCUCCUCAUUAAACCUUUCAGAUGGCGGGAUGUAUCAGUGUGUGGCAGAGAACAAGCACGGUAUCAUUUAUUCCGCCGCCGAACUGAUGGUGCUCGCCUCUUCUCCCAGUUUUUCACAGAAUCCUCUGAGCCGGGUGCUUAAGGCUCGCUCGGGCAGUGACGUUACCCUAGAUUGCAAGCCACGUGCCUCACCCAGGGCCAUUAGCUUGUGGAAGAGGGGGAGUGAGAUAUUGCAGAGAAACGAAAGGAUUUCUCUCUUCCCCAAUGGGACUCUUAAGAUUGCCAAUGUAACUAAGCGAGACGGGGGUAGUUACACAUGCAUCGCUAAAAACCAGUUUGGGACUGCAAGCACGACAGGCAAACUGUUAAUUACUGAACCCACGAGGAUCAGCCAGGGCCCCAGCAGCACAGAGAUCACAGUCGGGGAGAGCAUCGUGCUACCGUGCCAGGUGACUGCCGAUCCAGCCCUAGACCUGGCCUUCUCCUGGGCCUUCAAUGGUCAGCCUAUUGAUUUCCAUCAAGAUGAGGACCACUUUGAGAGGGUGGGAUGGAGCUUUUCUGGUGAUCUUAUGAUUAGAAACAUCCAGCUUAAUCACGGUGGGAAAUAUGUUUGCCUCAUCGAUACAGAUGUGGAGAGCCUGUCUACUAACGCAAUACUGGUUGUUAAAGGUCCCCCUAGUCCUCCAGACUUGGUGGUUGUGGAAGAGGUCACAGACAGCACAUCCCAGCUGUCUUGGAGCCCAGGCCAGGACAACGGAAGCCCAAUUACUGGAUACGUCAUCCAGACACGGACUCCCUUUACUGUGGGCUGGCAAGCAGUCGAUACAGUUCCUGAGGUGAUCAACGGGAACACUCUGACUGCAACAGUGGUGGGUUUGAACGCCUGGGUCGAAUAUGAGUUCAGAGUGCUGGCCAGUAACAGUGUCGGGAUGGGAGAGCCCAGUCCACCAUCCACCAAAAUCAGAACAGAGGAUGCUAUGCCUGACACAGCUCCCACUGAUGUCGGAGGUGGUGGAGGAACCAAAUCGGAAUUAGUGAUAACGUGGGAGCCUGUUCCAGAGGAGUUGCAGAACGGGGAGGGCUUCGGUUACAUCAUUGCUUUUCGCCCUGUGGGCACGGUCACUUGGACCCGUGCCGUGAUAUCUGCGCCCAGUGUCACCCGCUAUGUUUUCCGCAAUGACACCAUCCCGCCGUUCUCACCUUUCAAUGUCAAAGUGGGAGCGUUCAAUAACCGUGGAGAAGGACCAUUCAGUUCCAUUGCAACUGUGUUCACUGCAGAGGAAGUGCCUAGCAUAGCACCAGAGAAAGUAUCUGCAAGAAGUCUGUCAGCAGCCGACAUUGAAGUUACCUGGGAGCUGAUUCUGUCAACCCCUGAAAGAGUGCUCGGAUAUGAGGUGGUGUACUGGGAAGACGACACCAAGCCGGAUACAGUGGGUAAAGUGAGGAUCACUGGAAACUACACUGCAGUGAACGUUAGCAACCUACAGGGGAACACACAAUAUUAUAUGGCAGUGUGUGCCUUUAAUACUGCAGGAACCGGCCCUCAGUCUGUGCCUGUUAAUGUUACAACCAAAAAACCACCGCCUGGGCAGCCUCCUCAGAAUGUAGAGUGGAAUCUGAUCGGCUCUCAGCUCAUUCUGCAGUGGGAUCCAGUCAUAGCCCUUGAAACAGAAUCUGAGGUCACUGGAUACAUAGUUCUGUACCGAAGACACGGCAAUAAUGACAUGUACUCUGUCAUCACUAACAAAACCACAGUAGAGUUGACCCUCAACCCGCACGACAACUACGUCAUUCAGAUCAAGACCCUUAGUGAGGGGGGGCUGGGCGAAGGAAGUGAGCCCAUCCACAUCCACCAACUCAGCAUGGGUGCUCGAGGAUCCAAAGCAGGAAGGCUUUGUGCACUCUCUUUUUCUCCUCUUCUCAUCUGUGCUCUAUCGACGCUCAGUGCCUCCUGAUGUUUGACUCCCAUGAGCAUCAGACCCAGCCAUACUCCCAAAAACAUGUACACACUUUCUACUCUUCACAUCCAAGGCUACUGUUUCCCAACAAUCUGAUCUGAUGGUAUUCCCCAACUACGGCAACAUGUAUGGUAGAGACGGAUAUUGAAAUGUCACAUGGGAACAAGGGUGAAUUCCAUUAGUAAACAUGGCAGAGCCCUGGAAGAGUCAUUAACAUAUUAAGGGUAAUCUAUGAAUUGGCACACAUGGUCUAUAGAAACAUAACAGUUUGACACAAGAAAAAAAAAAAAAAAAACAUUAACUGUUUGUUCCUUGCAUAGAAUGUUUCUUUAUUUAGAGUGCCAAUGUGUGCAUCAUCCAUCUUUUCCCUGAUCUUUGAGAGAACAAUUAAUGCCUUAAAUUCAUGUAUGCACCAAAGUAGAUGACAAUAGUUUUGCAGUUGAGCUGUACUCAAAAAGGACAAGGGCUAAGAAACCAGUGUUGGUGGAAGUUGCUCUUAUAUACUGAUUUUGGAUCCAUUUGUGGCUUCCUUUGUCUUAAGUUCGAACUAAGUAGGGUCUGGGUUUAUAAAGCUGAGCAUAGAUUUGUUCUAAUGGGAAUCCUCUGCCAUUAGUUUGAAAAUACGUGUCGCUGUACCGCCUCAGUUAUGGAGCCGUCAACUCAAAGGCUUUUUCUCAGUCUCUUUGAUGGGUAUUAACAUUUUGUUUGACGCUUUAUACUGGUUAAAUUAUUGAUGUGUUAAGCAUUAGACACUGCACAAUUAAGGCUUGCUUUUCCUGGGAGUAUUUGCUCUACAUGUCAACUGGCUGAACCAGUUUCACACUUCAAUUUCCUUUGCUGUUGCCAUUGUGCUGCACCAUGCUAAUCACAACCCAUUUAUGCAUUUCGCCAUUUAACAAAUCGCCAAAAAGCAUAAAAAAGAUUUGAAACACUUAAAGGUUUCUGGCACCUAGAAAAGCAAGCUAUAUAAAUGGCUCUCCACUGGAUUUACAAACUAUGCCCCACUCACUUCUGUUUGUAUGUGUGUGUCUGUGUCAGUACACUGGCAAAUUAACUUGCAAAAUGUUUGACAGAACUAAGUGGCAAGAUGUGAAACACUAGAACUGGGAUGUAUAUUCAUGUUUUAUAUCUCUAAUGGCCUUGUAAAAGUUGAAAACACUGCAAACAAGUGCAAGGGUUAAAGCGGGAUAGAUAUUAUGAAGUCCCCAGAGAUCCCUACCAGUCAUUAUUCAAUUAUUCAAGGUGUUUGCAUGGUGGCUAAUGCUCAGGGCUUGUUACCCAAAAGGUUGCUGGUUUUAUCCCCAUAAAGAGUGUGCCAUGACCAAUCACCAUUGUGACCCUGAGCAAGACCCCCAAGUUGCUUCAGGGUUAUUCUUCCUAUUUUAAGUUCAUGGCAUUGGUCUAUGGUGACAUUGCAUAAAAGUUGCAGAAACAAAUUCCAUUGCUUCUGGUCAUGUAAUAAUAACAAUUCUAUUCAAUAUGAGAAUAGAAUUAGGGUGCUUGUGAUGCAGAGACAUUUUUGACUGCACAUUUGGCUAAUAGGAAUGUGUAAGACGCAUUUUGAGGGUGAUGAAAGUAGUGGUCAUCUGUUAUGUGUAUUUCCACGUCCAAUGCAGACAUUCUUUUACACAAUCUUCACUCAAAAUUCACUAAGGAAUUUUGAAAACAGAAAGUGUUUAUCAUCUAUUGACAAGUUCGGUCAAUUUGGAACUACCAGUGUGUUGAUCAGCCAAGUUUAAAGUGUUAUUGCCCAAUACGAUAAUCUCAAAUAUCGCCCGAUUAAUUGGCCUGGCGGAUAUAUCGGUCUGUUACCUGUGGAAAGUGCCGGGUCAGUUUUGUCAUCUAUUGACAAGUUCUGUAGAUUUGGAACUACCAAAUCUUUUAACCAACCACUUGUACAGCAUAAUUGGCCAAUGUUCUCAAAUAUCGGGCAAUUAUUUGGCUUGGCAGAUAUAUCGGUUUGUCACAAAUGAAAGGUGCCGGGUCAGUUUGAAAUAAAGGUAAUACAGUGAAUUGGGUUUUCCAAAAGUGUAACUGGACCAGCCUCUCUGAAAUUAUCAUUGGUCAACUGAUGCCUACGUCAGAACGCGUUGUGGCAAAAAGUGACAUUUUCUUAACUUAAUGAAGUGUCACUUUCGCAAAACUUUGCAUCUCCAUUCAAAUCAACUGGUUCACAGCAUUCGCUGAUGCGGUACAAACUCUAGUGUGCAGGCGCCUACAAUUCACAUUGUCAUGAUGCCCCAAAUUUUAUUCUGUGGCUCAAACAAUAUUGCUUUACCAAUACAUGAGAGACAGGUUGAAAAUAACUUACAUUUGUUACGUUAAUGCACCUUGAAUUCAAAAUCUCUCAUUUUUACCCUCAAUGAGACUGAGGCACUUCAGUAUAACCUUUAUCGCUACAUAAUAGUGCCUUCUAUGGACCUGUUUCUGGCUCUGUCUUGGCAGUAUCAGGCUUUAGAGUCCAUAAUUUGCACUUCUCAAAGUCAGACGAAAGCACAAGGAAGUGAAGCAAGGUGACAACCUUGCUGCUAACUCUCUAGAACAGGUGCAGUGCAGCCCAUAAAAGCAUGUUAAAAAAAAAAGUUAGCGAGAGAGAUAAAAAAAGAGGCUGCACAGCCCCAAUCAGGACAGUCUAUCUGUUCUCUUUCGAGCUUUCAUAAAGGUCUGGGCACCUUGAUUAGGCUGCAGUGGCCCAGUCAAUGGGAUAUAGAUUUUUCUGCUCUGUAUUGCGGCUGUCACAAUGCAGACUCUUGACUGAAUAAUGCCAGUGUUCCUGCCAGCCAUCUUGCGUUAAGUUUGUGCUUUGAGUGUCUGAGAUGUCCUUGGUCUCCUCCUCGCCUUCAGUGCUUGGAUGGACUUUAAUUCAUUUUGGCAAACAAGGUUCAGAAAAGAAAAGAACGUUUCUUUAAAAAAAAAAAGUUAGAUUUUCAUACAUUGUCAAUUAAAGUGAAAUAGAACUAUAUGCAGAUGUGAGUUUUAGCAUCAUUGAAGUCAACAUGAAAUCAAAAUUGAUUUUAUUUAUUUUUUCUUAAUAAGCAUUCCUGGUGAUAUUGCAAACGAUUCAUCGUGUUCAUACAUUAAAAAAAAAAAAAAAAAAAAAAAAGCUUGUCUUCAUAAUCUUUCACCAAAAUACUACAACUUGCUUCACCAAUCCAUAUUUUCUUAACCUUUCACGAUCCAAUCAGUUCCAGUUGAAUAAAGUCAAGUCCAACCCCACAUUUUUUUUUAGAUCCUGUUUCACUGAAAAUAUGUGACAUUGUGAUAGCCAAGUGGGUUGCAAAUGCUGUUACAUGUUGAUUUUAAAGAUAUUGUUACAGGUCAUUGUAUUUUUUAUUUAUUUAUUUUUUAUGUUAAAGUGUAUUUAUAGUUCUGUAGUUCAGUUCAUGCCUUUAAGAUUACAAAUUAUUAGUAGUCCAUCAUUUGCCACAUUGCUUUCUAUGUACGAUACAUUUAUUUUAUUUUUUUUCAACCUAGGGAACAAAAAUAGACAUUUGCUAUGUACUAUGACUAUUCCAGAUUACAGAGGUUUACAUGAUUACAGAAUUGGCACUGCUUAUUAAUCACACCCAUUGUUACAAAUAAUAUGUUUUCCAGAAUGUUUUUUCCAUUACCUGUUUUAAACACUUUCUAAACUCUUUUUUUGUUGUUGUUGUUCUAAUGAGCCCCAUCAACCCUCAGUUGCAGUAUUUGCAUAAUGAUGCAUCUCUGAACAAAUAAUUGUUGUUUAAUAGCAAUGAUUUCUUUUGUACUCUUAAAAUUGUGCAGUCUAAUUUCCCUGAUUUUGUGUAAACAGUAUAAUCAGUAAAUUUUGUUUCCCUUUUGGCAAAUGUUGAAAAUCUGAACUGUUAAUGGCAGUGGCUACAAUCCAAUUAUGUUUCUAAGUAAUCUGAAAUUAAAAAUACCUUUGCCGGAUGUAAAUAGUGACUAUAUAUUUUUAGAGUCAGGCAGCAUUGGUAUCCUGAUGUUUUAUAAUCCUUAUGGCCCUGGGAAUUUAAUACUGAUGUAUUAAUGAAUAAUCUCUGUGAGAUAAUUUACAUCGAACAUGAAGUUUUCAUAUUGAAACGUAACCAUUUUGACUUGUAUAAUAAUCACACACACAAAAAAAACUGUGCAUGUGUAAAAAAUGUUUGGUGCAUAUGUGUUGAAUUUUAUAGUCCUGUUAAAAACAUAAUAAAAAUGUCAAAAGCCUGAAUUUGAUCAGUCAAAUCACCCAUUUAUUUAUUAUUAUUAUUAUUAUUAUUAUUACUAUUUUUCAUCUAUAUUCACCAUAUUACCAGGGUAGUACAGAGAAAGAGAAAAAUAAGGUCAUAUGUAGCUUUUAAGCUGUAAAUCUAAUGCAAAAUUAAGGUCAGUACUUUUCUGGGUGACCUCAAAGUGUUUGUACAUUAUGCCGACCCUUUAUAAUCUGUGGGAUCUAAACGGGAUCAAGCUUUGCUAUGGCGGCUUGUAGAACAAAGUACUGUAUCAGCAUUUGAUUUCUUAUAUUCAUUUAUAAUGUCAAGAGUAGUUAAAGGGUUUAAUAGUUCCUUUGAGAAGUGAUAUUAGUACUAUUAUCAUAGUACUGGUGGUAAUUUAUUAGCUGGAUGUGCUCAUCUAUAUUUGAAGCAGCUCAUGAGCUGAUGUCUGAACUUUAACCUUCUUUGCACAUAAAGGGAGUAACGCAAACUUAUUUUCGCUCAGUUAUCAUCACUUUGUUUGUUAUGCACAAUGUAUCAUUACCCAAACAAGCCCAUAUUCAGAUCAAUGUGAAAAGGGCUGGGCUGGGUCAUCUCCAAAACUGGAUGUUUGAACUGGUGUGAACUGGUGUGUAAUUAAAGGUUCAGUAGACCAGAAUGUUUUCCUAAUUAAGUAUAAAUGCCAAGCUCGUCAGGAAGAGGAUGCCAGCUAGAGAUUAUAUAAAGGAACAGCAUGUUUUGAGGAAGACAGUGUCUCUCUUAAUUGUAAAUACAUACUGAAGUGACACUUAUACACAUGUAAAUUUGUGAUUAGUCAAGACAGGCAUUAAUCAGAAAGUCAUUCACAUAUGGAUGAAAAAUAAUCAGUAUUAAUGAGUUUAAAAAAUGACUGUAAAACAUGAAACUCUCUAGAAUGUGUACAUCCUCUCACCCUACAUUUUCUAUAUCAUCUACCUAAUGAAUUAAACAAAAGGCAGUUGUUCUUUUAACUUAACACAGGCAGCACCUUAAAAAAGCUGUGUUCAUGGCGCGAGGCGCUGAAAUUCAGCAAGAUGCAUUGCAGUGGUCAAAGACUUCUGUAUAGUGCAUGUUUAUACUGUAUAGAAAAGCACAUGCAAAAAUGUGUACUGUGUGAAAAGCCCAAAGUUGCUUUGGAUAAAGGCAUCAGCCAAAUGCAUGAAUCUAAAUGAAACUAACUACAUAAUAUGUGCAGCAAAUUUCUGCAGCAUAAGUGUUCAUAACAAGCCAAAGUUUGGGUUAGACUAGAGAAAAAUCACACUGAGCACACUUCAUCAUGCUGUUGUCAAAGUGAGUUGUUCAAAUGUCCUAAUUAUCAAGAUCAUAUCUCAAUAGUUAGUCUCGAGCUGUCUGUCUCAGUGGGCAGAUAUAUUCCCUCAUUACCCUUUAAGGUCUUGAUGCAUCAACUCUGCUUGGGAAUAUAACUCCAACAUAUGAUUCAUGACAGAUUCUAUCAUACAUUGGCACAAGCUCAGUUUGAUGCCAGUUCCUCAUGGAAAAAAAUCUGACAUCUUGGCAUCUUGAGAGCUGCUGUAGGGCUCUGCCAGGAUGAGGGGCAACAAUAUUCAUUAACAUGGUCUGCUGGCACAGAAGUGCAUCCUUUAAAGUAGACAUAUGAGUGUGGACAUGGGGCAAUGCUCCUCGUUAUCAUGGUGUGCUAGUUGAUAUCUGCCGUGAGGCACUCUUUAGUGUGUUUUAACGAUUGUGGGAACUACAACUCUUAUCACAUGUACAGCUGCAGAAUAGACUGGACACUGAAACAACCUGCUGUGGUAGGAAUUAGUGUAUCUGGCAUAUUUAAUUUGACGCAAAUGAAAAUAUUUAUUUACUUAACUUUUAUAUUCAAUAUUUUCAUUUCAAGAGCGAUUUCAUUUGAGUGAUUUAAUCUCAAAAGCGAGUUAAUUUGCUGAGCGAUCUCUCUGCAGGCUUUUUGGGAUUGGUUUAUAUUUACUUUAUUGUAAUUGCUUAGAUUCAGUUGAGAAUUUAUUUCUCUGCCUUGGUUUGUGCGACUUGAUCGCAACUGUCUUUCCACUAGUUAUUGAUUACUAAUUUUUCAUUAGGAUAACCAUUCUCUCCAAUGCAACCGGUACCCAAAUGAUCUAUAAUGAUGGCAAACUCUUUCAUGUCGAUCAUAGGUUUUGUUUUUUGCCCUCAUUAAAUAUAAUAUUGAUUUCACAUUGUGCGUGUGUUAGUGAUUCUAGCUGACAUGAGGGAGGCAGUUUACCAUAUUGACAACAGUGUUGUAGGACUCCCCACUAGGAUAAUUAUCUUGCAGAUUGCCUCUCAUCCUGAUAUGCUUUCUUGACAACAUGCCGGCACCAUUAAAUCAAGAAGCAGAACAAUUCUCUCACAUGGAACCCAUACUGACAAUGAUAAAAACUUGAUAUUGCUUUAGAUCAGUUCUUACCAAAAGAUAAAAAUAUUGCUUAGAGGUCGCUCUUUCAAUGCUCAGGAGACACAAAAGAGAUCCAAGUUAGUUUCAUUUUACAGUAGUAUGAACGACAGUAUGAAAAUAAAAUAAAAUAUAAAAUUCAAUAAAAAUCUUUAAAGCAAUAUUCUUGGUUCAAUACCAGUUAAGCUCCAUCAACAGCAUUUGUGUCGUGUUUAUGUGUUUUGUUCAUGUUUUGUGUUCAUGCCUUUUAUUUUGAAAGUUUAUUCCUGUUUCUUUUUCAUGUCAUGUGAUCUAUUCCAUCAUGUGAUCCUCUCUUGUUGCAUGUGUUUUGUUCUCAUUGGUUUGUGUUCAUUGUCACAUUAUCAGUCUUGUCAUGUCAUUGGUUCAUGUUUUAGUAUCUGGUUAUCUUGUUAUUAGUUCAGUCUCAUCAUUGGUUGUUUUUGUCAUGUGGUUACCCAUGUCCUUGUAUUUAAACCCUCAUGUUUGCCAUUGUCCUUUGUCAGAUAUUGUUAAUGUAUUGUUGUUUGGUGUAAUGUUGUUUAAGCUGAGUCACGUCAAGUUGUUUAUUUUUGUUUUGUAUUCACAUUUUUG